GAUACAGUGAAUGCAGGGUUCGGGGGGAGACCAGAUAAAGUGAAUGCGGGGUCCCGGGGAGACCAGAUACAGUGAAUGCAGGGUUCGGGGAGACCAGAUAAAGUGAAUGCAGGGUUCGGGGUCCUGGGGGGAAGACCAGAUAAAGUGAAUGCAGGGUCCGGGGAGACCAGAUACAGUGAAGGCAGGGUUCGGGGAGACCAGAUAAAGUGAAUGCGGGGUCCGUGGAGACCAGAUAUAGUGAAGGCAGAGUCCAGGGAGACCAGAUAUAGUGAAUGAGGGGUCCGGGGGAUAGAGGAUGGCCGGUGAACCUGGCUGCAGUGAGUACAUCUCUGGU
Messenger RNA from Staurois parvus, 334 nucleotides. NCBI's taxonomy places the organism in Eukaryota, Metazoa, Chordata, Amphibia, Anura, Ranidae. The record is from the annotation of a GenBank genome assembly.